AUGCUGAGUUCGCGGCCAAUGCAAUUCCCCAUGGACGGGGUCUCAAUUCCUGCAAGAACUCCAGGAAGAGCGUUGAAAGCUCGCUCUGAGAACGCGCACGCUAUGACUGUGAAUGGCAAGGGAAAGAAUGUGGCACCCAAAACUCCGUUUCACCCAGCUUCUGCUCAUCAGAAGAUUGUUUUAGCCACUACGGGACGUCCAUUGGGCGAUAAAACGCCAAUGCCCAACCGGAUUGGCGCCUUGCUCCUAAAAACACCUCUUCCAGGAGCCACAAAACCAUCGAAACUGAAAGGCGAGGAGAAUGGAUCUGGACAGCGCCCCAGCUCCAUGCGCAAGCACAUCAAACAACCGCGGAUGUCAGGCAAAGCACUCGAGACACCGAUCAACACUGGAAACCACUGGGACAUCAGCGAUGGCGAUAUUGUCUUAGAAGCGACAGCGCAACUGCAAGAAACUAUACCUGAGCAGGAGGACGACUUUGACGAUGUGGAAUAUGGACCUCCCAAUACUCUUGAUAUACCCUUCCAACCUAGCUACGACUUUGACCUUCCGGAUUACAAGCAAUUGGGGAAAACACUGUUCCAACUCGCUCACUCGGUUCCCUAUGAGGAUGUUAGUCCCCCAGAUGAGCCGAUAAUUCAACUCGAGUCAGCAAAUUGGAACAUGAUCCACCUUCCUGAACUCGAAUCCGAUGAUCCUUUUGUUCUGGCACGCCUUGAAUCAAAGCCAACAGUACCUGUAGUCCCUUCUUAUCUGCGUUCAAAGAGGCCACAAUCAUCUCUGGCUAGAAAAGCUCCUUCGUCAACCUCCUCCCUGGCUCCCAAAGCUGUUUCUAAAGUGCUCACGCGACCUCCAACGUCUGUUGCUGCGAGGCCCCGCGUUGCACCAACUUCCACAAGCAUGCGGCGCCCACAUACGUCGCAGGCCGUGACGUCAUCUGCGAGAGUUACCGCAAAGAACCCCCCUGUCCGCAUCGUCGAUGAUGUUCUGAUUAAGACCUCAGCAAUCGAACUUGACGAGGAAUUCGAUUUCAAAUUUCAGCUAUAA
This is a messenger RNA of Psilocybe cubensis, 1047 nucleotides long. RefSeq lists its product as uncharacterized. The record is from RefSeq and is a predicted model, not a curated record. The transcript is spliced from 4 exons. The coding region runs from base 1 to 1047 and encodes 348 amino acids. NCBI's taxonomy places the organism in Eukaryota, Fungi, Basidiomycota, Agaricomycetes, Agaricales, Agrocybaceae.